AAAAAAGCUAGUAACGUACCUUUGCCUCCUUUGAUUUGACUCUGUUAGUGAGGUAUGGUCUUUUCGUUGCAGCGAAGCAAGAGAAGCAGAAAAUGAUUCCAUUGCACCACUAUCGCCACUUUCAAUAUAAAUAUUAAUAUAUUCUUCUCAUCACAUUUGCAAUGCCAUUUUCGUUCCUCUUCUUCUCAUGGCGGAGAACCACCACCACCACCACAACAACAAUCACGUGCUUCUUCCCACCGCGGUGGAGGCUCUUCUAGACACCAUCUGCCGCGAGCAGAACCAACUUCCGCCGGAUUUCACCCUCCGCCGACGCCUCGCCGCCGUCGGGGAGCAGCAAGCGCUUCAAAUUCUCCAGGUCAUCGCUGGACAGCAAAUCCGGUGCUCUCUCUCCGCCUUCAUCGUCUACAUGCUCAAAAACCCCGUCACCGUCACGCCCUCCCCGCCUCGAGCCCUCUCUCCCACGCGCCCUCUCCAACCGUCGUUGGCGUUGCACGCGCUCGGAGAAUUGGAGUUCCGUAAGGCCUUUCUGCUUCUGAGUUACAUUGGAAGCGAGACUCUUGAGAAUGUUACCGAUGCUGAUUAUAUUAGAAGCCUUAAAGACUUGCCAAUGGCAACGUUUGAGAAAAGAGUAUGGGAGGCUUUUGGGAAAGAUCACAUCUACUCUCAAAGUGAUCGGCAAGUGUAUCUUGAUUGGGACUCUGGUAGGACACAUGUAUAUCAAUGUUAUGUUUCUUCUGAUGGGAGCUUAAGGUUCAAGGGACCCAUACUACAAAACACACAAACACACUUGCAGAGAUCUCUUGGUGAUGACAAUGUUUUGCUAGUUAAAUUUGCUGAGAAUGGGAAUGUGAGGAAUUUAAGGACCAGUGUCGAAGAAGCAAAUAGUCUCUAUGGAAAGUUUGGAAAAGAAGGGAUCAAUGUUGGUCUACGUUUGUAUCGCUUUUUUGUUUUUAAAGAUGGUGGAAAAGAAGAGAAGAAGAAGGACCCUACAAGUUCCUCUGUUAAGUGUUAUUUUGUUAGGAUGCAAUCUUGUUGUUCUGCAGAUGAGAGUGCUAAUUACAUUUUGUCUAAUAGGACAGUGUCUGAAGCAAGAGCUUUAUUCAUGCAUGCUCACCUGUUGCCCAGUUUAGACAAGUAUAUGGCUAGGUUCUCUCUCAUUCUGUCAAAGACCUUCAAACUCAGCAUUGACUUGGCAACUGUGAAUGUCCAAACAAUAGAAGAUGUAUUUUGCCAGGAUAAAAAAGGCAAUAUUAUAUAUGAUAAUGAAAAACCACGUAUUCUAACGGAUGGAACUGGGUUCAUCUCUAGCGAUUUAGCAUUGCUCUGCCCUAAUAGUGUGUACAAAGGAAAUAACUUGGAGAAUAAUUACAUUCAGGAAAUUAAAAACCUUGUGGAACUGGAGGAUAUGUGUAAGGCAAUGGGAGAAACAGAGCAGAAGCUGGGCACACAUCAACCGCCUUUGCUGAUUCAGUGCCGUCUCUUUCACAUGGGUUGUGCAAUUAAGGGCACUCUUUUGGUUAACAGAAAGCUUCCUCCUAGGACAAUACAAGUAGUGAUUAAAGUUGAGAAAGACCUUAGUCUGAAUAUGCAAAGCAUAAAUUCAUUGGAGGUAGUGAACACAAGCAUCAAGCCAAAUAGAACUUAUCUAUCUAAAAAUCUGAUUGCACUUUUGAGCUAUGGAGGAGUGCCAAAUGAAUUCUUCAAGGGUUUACUAGAAAGUAAUUUGGAAGAUGCAAAUAACGUUUUCUCCAAUAAGCGUGUUGCACUCAGAGCAUCCGUUAAUCAUGGCGCCAUGGAUGAAUACAAUGCAACAGAAAUGAUUUUAUGUGGAAUUCCUCUGGAUGAACCAUUUUUGCAAUAUCAUCUGUCUAUACUUGCAAGGGAGGAAAGAAAGAAGCUUAGAGGAGGGAAGCUCUAUAUGCCUGAUUGUUUCUAUUUAAUGGGGACUGUAGAUCCCACUGGAUGCCUAGAAAAAGAUCAAGUUUGUAUAAUUCAUGAGAAUGACCAAAUUACAGGGGAUGUGUUGGUCUACAGAAAUCCAGGUUUACAUUUUGGCGACAUUCACAUAAUGCGUGCCACACAUGUGGAUAAGUUAGAAUCUUUUGUUGGACAUAGCAAGUAUGCAAUUUUUUUCCCGUGUGUUGGAACUCGCUCAGUCGCAGAUGAGAUUGCUGGAGGUGAUUUUGAUGGCGAUUUGUACUGGGUUUCCAAACAUCCUCAGCUUUUACAAUAUUUCAGAAAGAGUGACCCUUGGAUGGAAAAUUUUGCCCCUUGCCAUUCUGUCCAAUUGGACUCCAGUGCUAAAAGGCCUAGUGCAUUUUCAGCCACGGAACUUGAGGAUGAACUUUUUAGACUGUUCCUCAAAACUCGGUUCCAACCAAGUAAUGCAAUGGGUGUGGCAGCUGACAGCUGGAUGGCACUGAUGGAUCGUCUUUUGACAUUAAAAAAUGACUGCACUGAAGAGAAUGAGAAGAAAAAAGUGAAAGAAAAUAUACUUAAGUUGAUCGAUAUAUACUACGAGGCAUUAGAUGCUCCUAAGAAGGGCGGGAGAAAGGUACAAGUUCCAGAUGAUUUAAAAGCAGAGAUGUUCCCACACUACAUGGAAAAAGAUAAAUCAUUCACUUCAACCUCUAUUUUAGGUUUAAUUUAUGAUUGGGUUGGUACAUGGCAAACAAAAGACUUAUCUGGGGAAGAAAUUAGAUUGCUCUCCUGUUUUGACGUUGAAGUACCUCCCAGCUGUAUGGAAAAGUGGAAAACAAAAUAUAAAGAAUACAGGACGGAUAUGACAAAUGCCUUGAAGGACAUUUCUAAAUCCAAAGAGGAGGCAGCUAAAGUCAUUAGAAAAUAUAAGGAGGAGUUAUAUGGUGCCACUGCUAAGAUGGAGGAUAGUCCGAAGAAUAUUAGUGAUAUUUAUGAGGAGGCUUUGGCUAUUUACCACGUCUGUUAUGAAUAUGCUGUGCUAACAAAAUCAGUCUCUAAAUGUAGUUUUGCUUGGAAGGUUGCGGGUUCAGCUUUGACAAGUCUUUAUAUCAUAAAACAAAAACAGAAGCCUCUGCACUGUGCUCCAUCUGUAUUGCGUGAGAUUUUCGGCUCAUGAAUUAUGUUAUUAUUAACUGUUGUUGUAUAGUA
Molecule: messenger RNA, 3132 nt
Organism: Vigna unguiculata (cowpea)
Lineage: Eukaryota; Viridiplantae; Streptophyta; Magnoliopsida; Fabales; Fabaceae
Product: putative RNA-dependent RNA polymerase 5
Biological process (GO): siRNA processing
Cellular component (GO): nuclear RNA-directed RNA polymerase complex
Molecular function (GO): RNA-directed RNA polymerase activity
Source: RefSeq, a predicted model, not a curated record